AUGCAGGCUCAGUGUACAGUGAAUAUAUUCAAUAAAAAAGAAAGAGUCGGCAUCCGGCAAAACUACACGUGGCAACAAACUGCUCGCAGGGCGACCCGAAGACCAUCCGCCAUGUCUCGUCUCCAUAGGAACGAGUCAGCUCACAAGAUUGAUGAGUUUUGGGCUGAAGAGGCCGCCGUUGAGGGGGCGUGGCGACGCAGACGCCUUACGGGAAACGCAGUUCACGUGCCAGCAGCAGCGGAUCUUCUUCCUACAUCUGCCAUGGCUCAACCCGGGACUCUGAACCUCAAUAACGAGGUUGUGAAGAUGAGAAAAGAAGUGAAGAGAAUCCGAGUUCUGGUUAUCCGAAAACUUGUCAGGAGUGUUGGCAGACUGAAGUCGAAAAAGGGUACUGAAGAUGCACUGUUAAAAAACCAAAGAAGGGCACAGCGAUUACUUGAAGAAAUUCAUGCCAUGAAGGAAUUGAAACCUGAUAUAAUAACGAAAUCUGCUCUUGGUGAUGAUAUCAAUUUUGAAAAAAUCUGCAAAAAGCCUGAUUCUACUGCAACUGAAAGAGCAACUGCCAGAUUAGCAACGCACCCUCUUCUGAAGAAAAAAAUAGAUGUGCUAAAAGCUGCUGUCAAAGCCUUUAAAGAUGCGAGACAAAAUGAUACUGAAGCUCAGUCAUCAAAGAAUACUUCAGAAGAAAAGUAUUCCAAGGACACUUCAGGUUCAAGUGAUGAUGCCAUUAAGUCACAGUAUGAAGGAGCUAUUGUCAGUGAGCAGAAAGACAAAGAACCCAAAAUGUUGGUGAAGAAAUCAGUAAAUAGUUCAAAAGAAAAAAUAGCCAAGAUGGAACACGGGUCCAAAACAGUGGACAUUCCAAAUUCUCCAUCAAAGCCUUCUGAAAAGGAUUCUGUAGUUCCCUAUGAACCCCAGAAAAUACCUGCUAACCGAAAAAUGAAAUCAUUAUGUCAAAACACAAAAAAGGAAGUGCCCAAGAGCUCACUUGGUGAAAACAGUGAUGGAGAAGAAUUACACGAAGAAGAGAAGGAGUAUUUUGAUGACAGCACAGAAGAAAGGUUUUACAACCAGUCUUCCAUGUCUGAGGAUAGUGACAGUGGUGAUGACUUCUUCAUUGGGAAAGUCAGACGGACACGAAAGAAGGAAAGUAAUUGUCAUUCUUCAGUUGUAGAACAAAAAUUCCCCCAAAAGGUGUCCCCUGAAGAGCAUAUACUUGAAACCCAUCAGGGUAUAAGAAAUGACAAAAACAAGCCAAGUACGGAAAGAAGGAAGUUUGAAUCAGUGUUUUUCCACUCUUUAUCUGGAUCUGAAAGCUCUAGAAGAAAUUAUAGAGAACAGGCUCCGAAAAGCAACACCCCAGGUUUUCAGCAAAAUGAACCUCAGCUGAAGAAUCAGUUUAUUAAGCAUGCGCAAAGAGGGCCCCAAAACACAGCACAGCAGACACAGCUGCCUCUUCAUCCUUCAUGGGAAGCAAGCAGGAGGCGAAAGGAACAGCAAUCUAAAAUUGCUGUGUUUCAGGGGAAGAAAAUUACAUUUGAUGAUUGAUUAGUAUCUCUUUCUGUGAACUUUUCCAUCUUAAUUUUUUUUCUUUCUGUUUUUUCCAGCCCAUUAUUUAAACUCAAAUUCGAGUAAGUCUCUAUGAAGGAGGUGUAGAAAUAAGUUUAUUGUUGUCUUUAUUCCCCUUUUUAAGUGUUUUCAAGUUAUGUUUAUUUUAUAUAAACCUUCCACAAAUAAACUACAUAAAUUUUUUUUUUUAAUAUGCCCUGGCUGUUCCCUUUAUAAAAGAAUUAUUAAAUCUCAGAUAUCCCCAUUGUGCUUAUCAUGAAAUAUACUUCACUGGAUUAGGUCUGUGUUUCUUUACCUUGAAAAUAAAUGUUGAAAUAUAUUUAAAAUAAUGGAAAAAUCUGACAAACUGUAGCUAUUUAAAAUAUAGAUCACCUUUGCUGUAAGUUAUUCUUGUUAGCAGAAUUAAGGUUAAGAUAAUAAUGUUUAUUAUGGGUAUACAGAUAAUAAAUUAUAUAAAUAAAUACUAAUUUUUAUUGUUUUAAUUAUUUGUGAUCUUGUACUUUUUGAUUGUUUUAGUUUUCCAGGACAGUCUUGGAAUUCUGAAUUAUAUUUCAAUUAUUUAGGCAAUAAACAUUGUUUAAAUAUGGCAACACAACCAAAAGUUGGUUUUAUAUUUCACUGAAUAUAAAUAUUUCUGUUAAAUCCAGAAUGUACAACCUCUAAUUACAUGGCAUGUGCUCUUAUAGAAAUGUUCUUUGAGGAAUCAUAGGUUGGAAUUGAUAUGAACAGAUUUCGAAGGAAGUAUGAUUGAAAGAGCAUUUCCACUGAUGGAUGAACAAAAAGGUUAUGAGAUGACUCACUGAGGAAGGACUACUCUAUACAUCAAAGUACUGUCAAUAAAAGGAGAAUAUGAUUUUUAAAA
Messenger RNA from Phyllostomus hastatus (greater spear-nosed bat), 2431 nucleotides. RefSeq names its product serum response factor binding protein 1 (gene SRFBP1). NCBI's taxonomy places the organism in Eukaryota, Metazoa, Chordata, Mammalia, Chiroptera, Phyllostomidae. Bases 1 to 1548 code for a protein of 515 amino acids. The transcript has 9 exons. Gene Ontology annotation, biological process: maturation of SSU-rRNA. The record is from RefSeq and is a predicted model, not a curated record. Gene Ontology annotation, cellular component: 90S preribosome; nucleus.